Messenger RNA from Chionomys nivalis (European snow vole), 1686 nucleotides. RefSeq names its product tigger transposable element derived 7 (gene Tigd7). Lineage: Eukaryota; Metazoa; Chordata; Mammalia; Rodentia; Cricetidae. The record is from RefSeq and is a predicted model, not a curated record. Gene Ontology annotation, molecular function: DNA binding. Gene Ontology annotation, cellular component: nucleus.
AUGAACAAAAGAGGGAAAUAUAUUGUAUUUAAUUUGGAGACGAAAAUGAAGGUUCUACGUAGGAUUGAAGCUGGGCAAUCUCUUUCAAGUGUGAGGGAUGAAUUUGAUAUCAGUAAAUCAACAUUUUAUGGCAUUAAGAUCAAAAAAAUGACUUUGAAUCUUGUGCUGAAACAGGAUAUCUAUGCUGAAAAGAGAAAGGGGCCAACAAGAGCCCAAUAUGGUAACGUGGAUGAUGCAGUUUGCAUGUGCGAAGAACAGAAGCACUCCUCUGCUAACAGUGUGGCGCUUCAGGCUGCAGAAAGAGUUACACGGUGAAUAGACUUUAAGGCCAGUAAUGGUUGAGUUUUUAGAUUUUGAAAUAGUCAUUCAAUUGGGAAGCCAAAAGCAUGUGAGGAACAUGUCCGAGGUUCAGUUUCAGAACACUUUGAGCUGUUUUGACAAAAGCUAUAGAUAAUUAAAGAGGGAAAACAACAUUUAGCAAAGCUAUAGAGUUGGGAUGAGAUUGACCUUUAUUGGAAGUCAAUGCCAGAGUUAAAAGAUGCCUGCCUACCAAGGAGGAAAAGAAGCAAAGAACAAUUGUCUGCCCUUAUAUGUGCUAAUGCAGAUGGGACUCACAAAUUAAAAUCAGUCAUUAUUGGAAAAGCAAAGAUGUCCAAAAGAGUGAAAGAGGACACAAGUACAUUAUAUAUUAUAUAUAAACCUAAUAAGGGUGUUUACUUCACAGGUGAAUUAUUUUCAAAAUGGUUCUUUCACAAUUUUGUUCCUGACAUCAAGCAUUUUUUAACUUCAUGAAAACAACUCAGUGAAGUGUUAACUCUGGACAGUUCUCCAGUUCACCCUUCUGCUGAACCAUUAGCCAAUGAGGAUGGUCAAACAAAAUACAAGUUCUUUACCUGGAAUACUUCAAUCUUGAUUCAAGCAAUGAAUCAAGAUAUAAUCUUGAGCUGCAAACAACUUCAUAGAUGGAAACAACUUGAAGAGUCUUGUAAUUGAGAGAAAGUGAGAGUGAAAAGGUAAAAAGAUAAAAAGACAGUUUCCAAGAUUAAAAUCUACAAUGUGAAAAGUGCAAUUUUUAACUGGACAAAAAGUUGGGAAGAAGUAACUAACAAUAGCAAAUGCAUAGGAAUAUUUUCUAUAUUACAAAAUAAAUACAAAAAGGAGCCUGUCUGUCACUUUCAAGGAUUAGAAGAUAGGUAUUAUAGAGAAAUUCUUGAGAAAGGAGCUGAGUUAGAAACCAAGUUGGGUAAUGACAGGAUAUGGUUAAAUUGAAGUGAUAAAGAAAAAAGUUUGCUCCUCACCUCCCCCAAAAAGACAAAAGGUGAGACCAACAAAUAAAUCUGUCCCAAGUGGGGAGCUAAAAAAGAGACUGCUGAAUUUAAAUUACCUAUUGUAAAAGACAGUUUGGAUUAACUUCUUAACUUUGUUGAUGCCAUACCUGAGUUUCAAAGAUUCCAUUUCACACUAAAAGAGAUGCAACAAAAUACAGCAAAGAAAGAGUUCAAGAAUAAAGUAUAUUCAAAAAUUGACAUAUUUUUAAUAAAUAUGCUUCAUUAUAUUAAGGAUAUUUCCAAUAUGCCUUCAGUUUCUAGUUCUGCUAGCCUGGUUAUUUCUCGAGCCGAGAUAAUUCAACAGUUGGCACCAAAUCGUGGGGCUCGAGUCUCCAGCAGCUCCAGCCAGCUGCCAUGA